Emiliania huxleyi CCMP1516 is the source of this 1961-nucleotide messenger RNA. RefSeq lists its product as hypothetical. The record is from RefSeq and is a predicted model, not a curated record. The transcript has 9 exons. Gene Ontology annotation, biological process: ubiquitin-dependent protein catabolic process; regulation of apoptotic process; protein ubiquitination. Lineage: Eukaryota; Haptophyta; Isochrysidales; Noelaerhabdaceae. Bases 1 to 1914 code for a protein of 637 amino acids.
AUGCGGCGGGGGUACACCCUCCCCGCCCUCGAGCUGCGCCGAGUCCUCGCCGAGGCGCGCGCCAAGGGCGAACGCCCGCUCUCCGAUUUCCUUUUCGCAGCCGUGUUUCUGUCUCAGGCGCGCGCCAAGGGCGAGGCAUUCUCGCUCACCUACACCCACCUGACCGGCGACGGAGAUGAGGCGUGGAGGCGCGACGCGGCCGGCCGCACUGUCUACCUCUCCGAGGACGGGAGAGGAGGACGCCGCUGCGUGGUCGACGCCGACUGGAACGUCUCGACCAAGGAGUUUCCAGAGGAGACGGCCGCCCCGGCGGUGAGCACCCCCCAGCAGAAGCACACGCGGGUCAUCGACGGGUGGAAGACCGCCUCCCCGCUCCGCAAGAUCGAGCGCAAGGGCGAGCCCAACCUGAUCGACCGCUCCAAGAAGACCACCAAGAACCCCACCCCGAUCGGCCGCGUCGACCUCAACGGGUUGGGCAAGCCCAACCUGGUCGACUGCUCCAAGAGCACCACCCCGACCGACCCACCAACGGCCCCCAACGGCGUCACCACAAACGCCCCGGCCCUCACGCCGGUGGCGACCGGCGGCGCGCCGCUGCCGUCGAUCGAGGAGGGCGACGCCGACUGGACCGUCUCGGCCAAGGAGUCUCCGCCAGCGGAGAAGCCCGCCCCGGCGGGCAUCCCCGACAGGACCACCCCGUCGAACCCGCGCCGCAAGAAGGGGCGCAAGGGCGCGUCCGCCCCGAUCGUCCGCACCAAGAGCAUCGCCCCGGUCGGCGGCAACAACCGGUUCGGGGCCCUGCUCGGAACGGACGGCAACGAGGGCAUCCUCGGUGGCACCGGCAAGGCGACCGGCGGCUCCACGCCGCCGACCACAGACUCGGGCGCGACGGCCAACGUCGAGACGACCACGAUUACCACGCCGGAGGGCUCCGUCUCUGCCUCCGGCUGGUUCUCUUGGCCAAAGUUCUGCCCGUCCUACCUGCUCCGCCUCUUUGGCAUCCUCGCGCUGCUCUGCCUCGGAACCGCGUUUGCGCUCUCCUCGUACUCUGCCACCUCCGCGCUUCUCUCCUCGCAGUGGCACGAGUCCCCGACUUCCUUUCCCGCAGUCACGACGCCGAUCACGCCGGCAUCGCUCAACGGCGUCUGCGAGAUUGGCGGCGACGACCAGCUCGAGAACUCCAUCCGCGGCGCUGCCGGCGACGGGCUCGUCAUCGCGCACGGGGCGGACCCAGACGUGGUCGGCAACACCGUGGCCGAUUGCGGGGGCAGCGGCGUCCGCGUGCGCGCCGGCGGCAAGGGCCGGCUGCAAAACAACGUGGUGAGCGGGCACGGCGGCGCGGGCGUGGCGGUGGGCGCCGCGUCGGAGCCGGACCUGCGCGGCAACAGGCUCAAGGCGAGCCGGCACGGGCUGCUCGUCGAGGAGGGCGGCGGCGGCCACUUCUCGGCCAACACCAUCGAGGCGAACGGCCGCGGCGCGAACGGCUGCGGCGUGCGGCUGCUCGCCGGCGCGACCGCGCAGCUCCGCGCCAACCACAUCGCGGGCAACGCCGGCGCGGGCGUGGAGGUGAGCGGCGCGGGAGGGCCGUGCCUCCUCGUCGAGAACGAGAUCCACGCCAACGGAGGCGCGGGCGUGGCGGUCGGCGACGGCGCCCACCCGCUGCUCGAGAAGAAUGGGAUCCGCGACAACCGGAGCGGAGGCGUGCACCUCGCGGCCGGCGCGAGGGGGAAGCUGCUGCGCAACGUGAUCGAGCGGAACGCGGGGCGCGGACUGCGGGUGGAGGCGGGCGCGGCGCCCGUGCUCGGAGAGAACUUUGUGCAGAGCAAUGAGGAGGACGGCGACGAGGCGGCGGCGGCCGGAGCGGCGGUGCCACGCGCCGAGGAGGGGGACGACGUGAUCGGGGAGGAGUCGUAGAGAGAGAAAGUGUGUUUCAGGACCAGCAACGCGCAUGGUUGGUUUGU